Messenger RNA from Bufo bufo (common toad), 1469 nucleotides. It is a transcript of the gene GUK1, whose product is annotated as guanylate kinase 1. The transcript is spliced from 9 exons. Gene Ontology annotation, biological process: purine nucleotide metabolic process. Gene Ontology annotation, cellular component: cytosol. NCBI's taxonomy places the organism in Eukaryota, Metazoa, Chordata, Amphibia, Anura, Bufonidae. Bases 303 to 899 code for a protein of 198 amino acids. Gene Ontology annotation, molecular function: GMP kinase activity. The record is from RefSeq and is a predicted model, not a curated record.
GAGAUUAUUUUGUGGUGACCGGGGGGGGGGCUGGGGCUUGUAUUCCCACUUUAUUCAUGUCUGUUGAGGGUUGUAGUCCUGCCUGUGGCGCCCGGUGCACUCUGCCGUCAGGUGGCAGUGACCGGGUGAUGGGAUCAGCAGCGCAGACAGGUGGCCGCACACACCCUAAUCCGGGAGGCUGAGCUCCUAACCCCUUGUGUGCCGGCCACAGCGGGCGUGUCCCUGAGGAGAAGAAUGCGGCCGGAUAACUCCCUCCACCCAAGAGUCACCGCAUUAUAGACAGAGACCGGCACAAGGCAGCGAUGGCAGGACCCCGGCCCGUGGUGCUGAGCGGCCCCUCCGGCGCAGGCAAGAGCACGCUCCUGAAGAGACUGCUGCAGGACUACGAGGGCGUCUUCGGCUUCUCCGUGUCCCACACCACGAGGAACCCGAGACCCGGAGAGGCCGACGGGAAAGAUUACCACUUUGUGACGCGGGAGGAGAUGCAGCGCGGGAUUGACCGCGGGGACUUCAUAGAACACGCCGUCUUCACAGGGAACAUGUACGGGACCAGUAAGGCGGCGGUGCAGGCGGUGCAGGCCAAGAACCAGAUCUGCGUCCUGGACAUCGACAUGCAGGGAGUGAAGAACAUCAAGAAGACCGACCUGAGCCCCAUCUACAUCUCCGUGCACCCCCCGUCCGUCCAGACCCUGGAGCAGAGGCUGCGGGACCGCAACACCGAGUCCGAGGAGAGUUUGCAGAAGAGGCUGCAGGCGGCCAUAAACGACAUAGAGAUAAGUAAGGAGCCCGGCCUCUUUGAUGAGAUCAUUAUUAACGAUGACCUGGAAGACGCCUACGCCAAACUGAAGGGCGCCCUGAAGGAGGAGAUUGCCUCAGUCCAGACCUCCAGGGAUUCCUGAUCGGACCCUCCAUUGUCAUCCGCAGCCAUUCCUGGUCUACCCCUGACCACUCCAUGUUCCGUUCCUGCAGCUCGUCUGAUUGUUGUAGACUAAUAAACCCUUCCCCCGCCUGGUGUCCCUGUGACUGUUCAGUGGGGUCUGCGCUCGUGGUCCGGGGUGACGUUCCGAUUCCCACCAUCCCGUGUCUUGUGUCCGGUGGCAGCUCAGAUGUUAUGAGGCUCAUGCACCUUGUGCUCUUGACCCAAAUCCAGUCACUUCCAGGGGGUGUGGCCUGCACUGAGGGGCGUGGUCUAGCAGUCAGUGAAUCUCCAGUUUUUUUUUCUUAGAAAGUAUAUGGUGAUGGUUUAGGCUCCACCCACCACAAGGCUCCUCCCUCCAUUUAUAAAACAUUGGUCCUGGACUUUCCUCCACAUCCACUCAUCGCCGGACGCCGCUUUCCGGAUCUUCCUUUUUGUCUUCUGAUUGGUCGCUGCUGCAGAACACGGGUCUUUAUAAUAUUUUUUUUUUUACCUCAGAACACGUCAGGUCCUUUUAAUUGUGAAAUUACAUGUAAUAAAAUGUGGCGUCUGC